Aspergillus calidoustus is the source of this 564-nucleotide messenger RNA. The record is from the annotation of a GenBank genome assembly. NCBI's taxonomy places the organism in Eukaryota, Fungi, Ascomycota, Eurotiomycetes, Eurotiales, Aspergillaceae.
AUGCGCCCCCUCACAGAAGAAGAGACCAAGACUCUCUUUGAGAAGCUUGCCCAUUAUGUCGGAUCAUCUCUGAAAAACAUCAUCGCGCCCCUCGACAACUCUCCCAAGGCCGAUCGCUAUGUCUUCCGAAUCUCAGGCUCUAGAAUCUACUACGUGAAACUCUCAUUAGCCAACCUUGCCGUUUCCGUACCCCGAGACACCCUCCUAUCACUUGGAAUUUGCAUGGGCAAAUUCACCAAGACCGGCAAAGUCCGCCUGCACAUCACCGCCCUUCCCAUCCUCGCCGAGCACGCCCGCUACAAGCUGCACAUCCGACCAAACGGCGUCAUGCCCUUCCUCUACGGCUCAAACCUGUCGCGCGCGCAUCUUGCCCGUCUUCCUCAAGACAUCCCUGAACAUUCCGGCGUCAUCGUUUGCACACAAGAUGAUGUCCCUAUCGGGUUUGGAAUCAUGGCCCGCAGCUCGGCGGAGGCGAACCGGUUGGACCCGACGGGCGUUGUUUGUUUCAGACAGGCGGACUGCGGGGAGUACCUCCGUGAUGAGGAUACGUUGUUUGCGGGCUAA